Messenger RNA from Trifolium pratense (red clover), 1031 nucleotides. RefSeq lists its product as uncharacterized. Bases 70 to 807 code for a protein of 245 amino acids. The record is from RefSeq and is a predicted model, not a curated record. The transcript has 5 exons. NCBI's taxonomy places the organism in Eukaryota, Viridiplantae, Streptophyta, Magnoliopsida, Fabales, Fabaceae.
AGCAACUAUCUGACUUAGAUUCUCAAACAAACUCAUUCUAACGUUUGUUCUCUUUACUAUUCUAGUUUCAUGGCAUUGUCUACUAUUGCUUCCAUUACCUUAAUCAACACUACUCACAAUCACCACAGUUCAUUGUUCUUUCCACCAAAACAACAACAUCAUCACCAUCAUAACACCAGAAGAAUACAUAGGUUUCAAUGCAAUGGAACAAACCCAAAUCAAGAGUCUCAAACUAAGAACAAUGCAUUUCUUAAAGUAGCAUGGUAUAGUUCUGAGCUUCUAGGAAUUGCUGCUUCUGUUUUUCGUUCUUCAUCUGGUGAAGAUGAAGCUUCUCCUUUGAGACUUCUUGAAACCAUUGAUCGUGCUUCUGUUGUGGAUACAAUUAAACAAGACUUUGAAAGAUCUUAUUUUGUCACAGGAGAUCUCACAUUGAAUGCAUAUGAAGAGGAUUGUGAAUUUGCGGAUCCUGCCGGCUCUUUCAAAGGGCUUCAGCGUUUCAAAAGAAACUGUACUAAUUUUGGAUCCCUUUUGGAGAAGUCAAAUAUGAAUCUUAUGAAGUGGGAAGAUUUUGAGGACAAAGGAAUUGGCCACUGGAGAUUCAGCUGCAUCUUGUCCUUUCCAUGGAGGCCUAUUCUUUCUGCAACUGGAUACACGGAAUAUUACUUUGAUGCACAAUCAGGAAAAGUAUGCAGGCAUGUGGAGCAUUGGAAUGUUCCAAAAUCGGCUUUGUUCAAGCAAAUUCUAAGGCCUAGCAAGGGAUUUGGCUUAAAAGAUUAUCUGACUAGGUGGUUGAAAAUUUUCCAGUGAAUCAUUAAAUUUACAAAGAUUUUGCGACACUGUCAACGUUUCAUUAUACACACCUAAGCCUGUGUGAUAUUGGUAUGUAUUAAUUUUAGAAGUGUAUGAUAGGAGCUUCUGACAUAGUAGGAAUAUCCUGUAUAUAUGUGGUUUACCAGAUUAAUUAGGACUGUGAAUUUGAUUUUGUUACCAGAAAAAGAAAAUAGAUAAAAAGAGAUUUUUUUUCCUUUUCA